AAAUAGCCAAUUGUCAUGUGAAAGUAGCUUUCUGUGAAUAAAUAAAUAAAUAAAUAAAUCACUUUAUUUAAUUGUCAAAGUCUUUAGCACUACUGUGCUAAUUGAGGACACUGAAAUGAACAAAAAAAUAUUGUAAAUUAAACAGAAACUUUUUAAAAACCCCAACUGGCGGGAGAACAACCAGUCGGCUAUUUACAAAGCGUGGAGGAAUUGAAUCUGGGACCACCAAACACAAAUUCAUCCAGUGGCGGGGAUACAACAUUAUGUUUCUCCAUGUCAGAAGCACUAGUUGGGCUUAUAAAGUGAUGUACAACACACAGAGGAAGUUUACUAAUUAAAAGUAUUCCACUCAUAAAUAUUAAUGUACAAUGAAAAUUACAGUUGAGCCUUUUCCAAAGGUUACCUUCUAUACACAGUCUCCUAUACUUAGCAGACACUUUGUCAGGUUGCAGACUGGUAUCUGCUGAUGAAGUUUAAAGUGCUAAUUAAAAUUUACCCGUCGCAUUGUGUUAUAUUCCCCCUUUAUAGCAGGAAUGAUCAGAGCAAUGACAACUUUGAAGGCAUCAUUAUUUCUAGUCUUAUAAAUCCAAACAAGAUGCCCAGUGUUGCAGAAUAUCAUUCAACACCCCUCUUGGUUAACUUCAAUGAAAGAGAUGGUAACAGUGAGAGUGACCUGUCCACAGAAUUGUCCAGCCCCAAAUCCAGCAAUAACAUCAUUGAGAAUAUCGACAUUGCUGACAGUCCUGUAAAGACCAGAGACGUGUCCCUUAGUGAGGAAUUGGGUUCCCAUAGUUACAAUGAAGAGUAUUGUGACAAUGGAAAUGGUAACAAUGAACAUGAUGACGCUGACAAUGAUGAUGACGAUGAUGCUAAUGAAGAUGUUAGGAACAAGGGUACUGGACAAGAUCUACACCAUUUAGCGUCGCUCUUGGUUAAGUCCAAUGAAAUAGAUGGUGGUAGUGGAGGUGACGUAUCGACAGACUUAAUCCACCCUCCUAAGUCUAGGAGUGAUUACAGUAACACAUGUAUCAUGAUUGAAGAUGUUAGUGUUUCAGACAGUCCUGUAAAGACUGGUGAAGUGUCCACUGUUGAGGAGUCUUAUUCUCAUAAUAAUAGCAAAAGGUGCUCUGAUGAUGAAGACAACAAUGCUGGACAUGAUGGCAUUGAUGAUGAUUAUGAGAAUGAAGACAAUGUUUUUGAAGAUAUCGAGGAUAAUGAAGCAAAGUCACACCAUUUGGCAUCCCUCUUGAUUAACUCCCAUGAAGUACAUGGUGACGAUGAAAGCAACUUAUCAACAGAAUCAACCAGACCCAAGUCUAGCAUGAAUGAUGACAGCAGUAAUGGAAUUGAAGAUGCCUCAUUUCCUGAUAGCUCGUUAAAAUCUAUGCACAGCUUAAGUGCAAGGCUCUUCAAGAAAUAUAAUCCAGAGAAGAGUGAAAGCGACAUGGAUGACUUUGAACUUUUCUUGCAGAAAAUUAGGACUCCUAAACCAUCAGAGUUGUAUGAUGGAAGGAAAAAAAGAGAAGAAAGCACAAAUGAGUUUAUUGUGGCUGAUGAUGAUGAUGAUGAUGAUGAAGAUCAGGAAGAUGACAUGUUUUUUGAUCCUGGGUUCACCCCAGAACUGGAGGAAAUAUCUGAUGAUGGCAAGGAAAAUGAAGACAUUGAGAUAGCAACUCCAGCCACAAGUUCUACCCUUUUUAAGACACCUACUUCAAGAGUAUUGUCGUCCAACCAUUCUUCCCGUCCUAAAAGCAUCUUGGACAACAUUCUCGUCCCAUACUCCACUGAAAAAGAGUUCAAGAAGAGCAAGGAUAAACUUGUCAAGGAACUGUUUGAAUUGUACAACCGAACGGUCUUCGAUAAUCAGAUGCCGUCAGAUUUCCAGAUUACAUGGAAUCCGAGAAUGCGUAGCACCGCAGGAUUCUGCUAUUACAGCAAGAAAAAUGGCCUCCGUGUGGCCAGGAUUGAGUUAGCAGACAAAGUCAUAGACUCGGCAGACCGAUUGCGUGACACUCUUAUCCACGAGAUGUGUCACGCUGCCGCCUGGAUGAUCAGCGGAGUCAAAGCCGGUCACGGAGCUGUGUGGAAAAAAUGGACACUUAGAGCUAACCGUGCUCACCAAGACCUACCGCCGAUAUCUCGAUGUCACAGUUACACCAUCAAUGCUAAAUACACGUACAGAUGUACCAACAACAAUUGCGCCAACAUAUUUGGGCGGCAUUCUAAGUCAGUGAAUUUGGAGAAAAGCCGAUGUGCGUAUUGCCACAGCCGGCUGGAACUUGUUCCUCAGUUAAAGAAGGACGGAACACCACAGACAAGGACUCCUAGCAAAUUUGCGUUAUUUGUCAAGCAGAACUACGCACGCAUCAAGAGCGACAAUGAUAGAUUUUCACACCAGGAUGUCAUGAAAGCUCUGAGUUCAGAAUUCGCCAAAGUGAGCACCACAUAACAAGCGCUGUGGAACCCUCGAUAUUGAAAAGCGAAACACUCGGAGAAGGUUGUACGUGAAUGCCCAAUACGUUCUUGGAAAAGAGAUUGUCUGUUACUAAAGGACCUAAAAUACUGUGUUUCAGCUCUUUGAAUCAAAGAGCGUCUGUUUUGAAAAUUUUCAAAACGACACUUUUAUUGCCAACCGUUUUUCGAUUGACUUGGUUGGCCGUGUUUGUCAUAGUCUAUUGGGAAAUUAUAUAUUGCAUAUUAUACAUUAUAUCCCAUUAUAUGAGGUUAUAAUUACGGUAAAAUGACAGCAAGAAAAAUUCCAGGGCAAAUGUCCUUCAGCAUAUUUUAUUACUACAAAGUUGUUUUCAUACUGAGUAUAAGAAUAUAGAAGUCUAUUGAAGCAUUGUAUUAAAUAUAAUUUUUUUUCUUAUUACACUUGGGUAAUUAUGUUUAAUCUGUCUUGUUAUGUCAAAUUUGAGCAUUUUUUUAAUAAAGUUGUUGUUCACAAGUA
Orbicella faveolata is the source of this 2950-nucleotide messenger RNA. RefSeq lists its product as uncharacterized. The record is from RefSeq and is a predicted model, not a curated record. NCBI's taxonomy places the organism in Eukaryota, Metazoa, Cnidaria, Anthozoa, Scleractinia, Merulinidae. Gene Ontology annotation, cellular component: nucleus.